UACACACUACAUAUAGACGAGCUAUCCAAUUUAUUUGUAUAUAUAACUGCUAUAUUAAAUUAAAGACAAUUGUAGGUGGUGAUAAGGAGCGCGUUGCCAUGUCCGACCAAAAUUCCAUACGCAGCCUGAGCCCAGAGCUGGCCAGCAAAGCCCAGAAGGAGCUGGGAGAGGUGCCCGAUCGGAUCGAAGAGGACAUUGAGACUCUGCGCACUUGGAUCUCAAAGCAGCCACAUCUGAAGGCCCGCCAGGAUGCCCAGUUCCUGAUAGCCUUCCUGCGCGGCUGUAAGUACAGCCUGGAGAAGACCAAGCUCAAGCUGGACAACUUCUAUGCCAUGCGAGGCGUCGUUCCCGAGUUAUACAAGAAUCGCUUUGUGGGAGAGAAGCAAAUGGGAAUACUCGAAACAGGAUGCCUCCUCCGCUUGCCCCAGCCCCUGGGCGCAGAUGGGCCCCGCAUUCACAUCUCCCGCUAUGGCCUAUACGACUCCAAGAAGUACUCCAUCGCAGAGGUUGUCCAAGUCAGCACCAUGAUGGGAGAGAUUCAGAUACGGGAGGACGACAAUGCCAUGAUUUCCGGCUUCGUUGAGAUCAUCGACAUGAAGGGCGUUGGGGCAGGUCAUAUAUUCCAGUUCGAUGCGGUGCUGGUCAAGAAGCUGGCCGUUCUAGGUGACAAGGCACUCCCCUAUAGGCCCAAGGGCUUCCACUUUGUCAAUGCACCAGCCAGUGCCGAGACGUUUAUGUCCAUUGCAAAGAGUUUGAUGAGUGAGAAGAUUCGAAAGCGAUUUCACAUACACACCAAGCUGGAGAGCCUCUACAAAUAUGUCCCCAAAGAAUGCCUGCCGGCCGAGUACGGUGGAAGCAAUGGAACCAUAGAGGAUGUGGUCACCACGUGGAGGGAAAAACUCUUGUCUUAUCAGAACUUCUUCGAGGAGGAGGUGUCGUACGGCACAAAUGAGAAGCUGAGGCGAGGGGACGCCGUCAACGUCGAAUCCCUCUUUGGCAUUGAGGGAUCUUUUAGAAAGCUCGACAUCGACUAGGAUAAGCACUUAGCAAAUAGUUAUUUAAUAAUGAAUUCUAAUGAAUACAGAACAAAGGAAAAACA
Messenger RNA from Drosophila persimilis, 1099 nucleotides. Its product is annotated as alpha-tocopherol transfer protein-like. Bases 99 to 1034 code for a protein of 311 amino acids. Gene Ontology annotation, molecular function: phosphatidylinositol bisphosphate binding. Lineage: Eukaryota; Metazoa; Arthropoda; Insecta; Diptera; Drosophilidae. The record is from RefSeq and is a predicted model, not a curated record. The transcript has 4 exons. Gene Ontology annotation, cellular component: membrane.